Molecule: messenger RNA, 1251 nt
Organism: Lolium perenne
Lineage: Eukaryota; Viridiplantae; Streptophyta; Magnoliopsida; Poales; Poaceae
Source: RefSeq, a predicted model, not a curated record
AUUGAAAUGGAGGGAGUAGAACGGAGUACAGUCGUUACUUGUUGGUCUACUCUACUCGGUACGCGUUAUUAUCCAGAAAUUCUGCUGGUUUACUCAUACCCGGUCGCCGGUUCAACCCUGCGUCUGACUUCUCAAAGUACUCGCUGCAAUAGUCUGUAGCUGCUCAAACCAUUUUCCCAUCAAGAUCCAGCCAUGGUAACCGGUCAAAACAGGGCAGCUUCGUUCUUCAACUUCCUAAAGGAGGGCUUCCUCCUGCCGAUCCGAAAUCCGAGGCUCUUCACAUCGGUUUGCGUGCUCAUCGCCGCCUCCACCACGCUGAUUACCCUCGGCAACGACCUCGCCAUCCAUUCCAUCCCCUCGUCGAGGAGAUCAAGCUCGACAUCAAGGCGCUCGAUCAAUACCACCGAGUACAGCAGCCCGGACUACGCCAAGCUCCUGCAGGAGAUCCAGAAUAACACCAAGGAGCUCCUGCUGGUCGGCGAUGGGUACGUCCUGUUCGCCGUCGUGGUCCGCGCGGCCGUCCGGAUCGUCGUCCUCUUCGCCGCCGUCUCGACGUACUCCAGCGAUGACGAACAGCGAGCUACUACCUUUGGCGCUCUCCUCGGCCAAGCUAAAGCGCAGAUCAAAGGGCCCCUGCUCACGCUCGCCAUCGUCUCCGUCCUGGAGAAAGUCUACGCCGUGAUCCUCAUGGCCAUGAUAGCUCUUGUCCACAUUCUUGUGGUGAAGCGAUACUUCGUGACUUUGCUUGUGGCCUCGCUGCUCAUCAUCGCUGCCUCCGUCUACCUCGUGUACUUCUCUUUCCUCUGUUCUUUCAGCGUCGUCGUGGCGGUGGCCGAGUCCGGCUGCAAAGGCUUGGCCGCGUUAGCCAAGGCGUGGAGGCUGGCGAAUGGGAAGAAGUGGCAGGUCGUGCUGUACCUCGCCGUGACCGGAGCACUGUCCGUCGCCGUAUCGCUGGUGCACAUGCUCGCCAGGACGUUCGCGGGUUAUAGCGUGGCGCUUGGGUUGCUACUGGGAUUUGUGUAUGUGGCUCUGCUGGGGCUCGUGCAUCUGUUCUCCGUCUGUGCCAUCACCGCGUUUUACUACGAGCGCAGGGAGAACAUACACAGCCAGCUGGGGGCUACUGGAUACGCCAAGCUAUCAACGGAAGAAGCAAAUGGUUGAUUAGCUCGACUUGUUCUCGCACCGAUUGCUUUACCAUGUAAAUUUGGACUUGUAAUACUAUAUGGAAUCCUAAUACGUACUGUACUAUAA